Penicillium malachiteum is the source of this 360-nucleotide messenger RNA. RefSeq names its product riboflavin kinase. The coding region runs from base 1 to 360 and encodes 119 amino acids. The transcript is spliced from 2 exons. The record is from RefSeq and is a predicted model, not a curated record. Gene Ontology annotation, molecular function: riboflavin kinase activity. Gene Ontology annotation, cellular component: mitochondrion. Gene Ontology annotation, biological process: FMN biosynthetic process; riboflavin biosynthetic process. NCBI's taxonomy places the organism in Eukaryota, Fungi, Ascomycota, Eurotiomycetes, Eurotiales, Aspergillaceae.
AUGCGCCCCGAUACACCCCGCGAUCCCGUCGCCGGUCCUGAUGCCGGCCCCGAGGCCCCUUAUCCAAUUCGACUGUCCGGCCCCGUGAUCAAGGGAUUUGGACGAGGAAGCAAAGACCUAGGAAUCCCUACCGCUAAUAUCCCCGCGGACGAUCUGUCUGAAAAACACCCCGACCUAAAAUCAGGCGUCUACUACGGCGUCGUCGCGCUGGAUCCUAAAAAGUUCGCGCAGGAGAACGGGUUAACCGGUGAAACCGAAAGCUCCAAUGAAGCGACUCUCCAACCUGCGGUUUUGAGUAUUGGGUAUAACCCUUACUAUAAGAAUACCGUGCGAUCAGUGGCAUGUCUCACUAUCUGCUAG